GUUUGGACUUAUAGGGUCAGAUAUGCCAUCCUAAAAUAGUCAAAAUUAUAACAAAAAUAUUUAAAUAAAUGGUCUUACGGAUUAUGUAAACACUAAAAGUUAUCCAAGUUAGGCCAGGCCACGCCACCACACUGAUCCGCAAAUAAUCGAGUGUCCGCCGUCCCCAGUCUUUGUCACCCACCGCAUUGGAGCAGAGGAUAUCCGGAAACCAGCUGCCGGCCACCACGUAAUCAAUCAUUUUAUGGACUAAUAGCAGUUCGGCGCCAACCAACCAGCCCCACAGCAAUAUGCACAAAGCCAUUAAAAACAAAUCCAGGUUGCUCUUCGGUCUCAAGAACUCGAAAGCGGAUCUGACUACGGCCAAGUUUAUACUAUAUUAUGGACCCUGCGUAGCUGAUAGCGAUAUCUACGAUUUAACGGACUACCAGAGCCUAUUGGAAGAUGAGAACUUGGACUUGGACAAGAACACCGUGCUCUACUUGCAUGGCUACUUGGAAGACCCGGAUGUUGAGAGCAUACAUGUCAUUGCCGAGGCCUAUUUGGAGCGCAAGGAUACCAACCUGAUUGUCCUGGAUUGGGGAGAACUGGCCGAUGGCAACUAUAUGUUCGAUGCCUUUCCCAAUGUCAAGCAACUGGGUCCGGAAUUGGCCAAAGUCCUUCAAAUGUUUGAUCACGGUCUGGAUAUUGAGAAAUUCCACGUUGUUGGACACUCAAUGGGCGGUCAACUGGCCGGAGUCCUUGGGCGCGAGAUAAUGAAGCGCACAAACGGUGUCAGAAAAUUGAAAAGAAUUUCCGCUUUAGAUCCCGCCUUUCCGCUUUACUACCCAGGAACACAUCUGUCCAGAAAGGAUGCAGAGUUCGUGGACGUUAUACACACGGAUGCCUGGAUGUAUGGAGCGCCGACAAGCACGGGAACGGUGGACUUCUGGCCCAAUGGAGGCAACAGUCUACAACCCGGUUGUCCGAAGCGCAACUACAAAAUGCUCAGUGACAACGAUCUGUCCAGUCAUCGGCGAAGCUGGUGGUUCUGGGCCGAGAGUGUUUCGGAUCGCUAUCCUAUCCGAUUCGAUGCGGUGGCGGCUAAGAACUGGGCGGAAUUUAAGCAAAGGAAAACUAUUGAGACGUGCCAACCGGUGGUGAUGGGUCAUCACUGCCCUACGUCGAUAUAUGGCGACUUUUACUUACAAACCAAUGGACAAACCCCUUUUGCUCGGGGAAAGGAGGGUACAGUGUAUGUGGAUCCCAAGGAUCUGCUGGGUAACACUCCCAGCAUUACCUGUGACUGUCCACAGCAGCACUGAGUAAUAUAUUUUUAAUGUACACAAUACUAACAAAUCAAAUUGUGAACAAUUGCACUUGAUUAAAUUGUGUACAUUUAAAAUGUAUUUACACAUAGCUUUUAAUACGCUUCACAUCACAUUUCGCUUUACGAAAAAAUAUAUACUUAAAGUUUGUUGUUGACCCAA
Drosophila serrata is the source of this 1466-nucleotide messenger RNA. Its product is annotated as pancreatic triacylglycerol lipase. NCBI's taxonomy places the organism in Eukaryota, Metazoa, Arthropoda, Insecta, Diptera, Drosophilidae. Gene Ontology annotation, biological process: lipid catabolic process. Gene Ontology annotation, molecular function: serine hydrolase activity; lipase activity. The record is from RefSeq and is a predicted model, not a curated record.